GGUAAAAUGAAUGUUAGAGCAAGAAGAUGAGGGGAUUUGGACCUGUACGUGAGCUGCUGAAACGGUGUAUUUAACUUAUACAUCGGCGGAUGGGCCCGACAAACCAAUUUUCAUGAAAUUUCGUAAUGAAAUAGAUAAGGUUGAAUGCCAAGAGAAACAGCUAUUCAGGCAAAUUGACCAUACCCGAAGAGGCUAUUCUAAUCAAUCCACAAAAAAUAACUAGUUGUGUCAUGUUUUCAUGUAUUUUGUUUAUUAUAAGUUCACUCUCGUCUCUCGCAUUCCCUCUCUCUCUCUCAGCAGUGCACAGCAGACGCAGCGGCGGCGUCUCCCUCGCACCGGCGUCCCAGCCUCUCUCUCCCUCACGUCUCUCUCUCCCUCAAAACUCGGAUCGAAGUCCAACCAAGGGCCCAGAAAGCACCGGAAUCACCGGCGGUGACGACGACUCGGCUCUCCCUCUCUCAUAGCUUUCUCUCUCGUAUCGCAACCCAGAGCCCAGAAAGCCCCGGCGGCGACAAGUCGGCAAGGCGAAGGCGUCUCCCUCUUUCACACCCUCCCUCUCGUCCCUGGCUCUCUCUCCCUCACGUCUCUCUCUCCCUCACAGCUGCCAAGGCGGCAAGGCGCGCUCGUCUCUCCUCUCUCAGGUCUGUGGCGGACAGCGGUGAGGUGCUCCUGUUCUCUGCCGGAAAGGUCCUUGUCUGAUAAGUUGAGAGCGACCAAGACCCAAAAAGGCUACUAAAAUUGUAGGCUGAACAUCUUGGUUCUUCCGCAUUCACCCAACUUCUUCCCUCAUUAUUGGGUGAUUGUGGCUAAUGAAAGAGGGUGUUCCAGCAUUGCAUUUGCAUCACAAGGUAGCUCUUCUCUUGGAAUCAUCAUGCAAAACCCAAUCCCACAUUUCUCAAAUUCACGCCUUUAUGCUCAAAACCGCACUCAUCAACCUUCCCUUCCCGCUCAGCAAGCUCCUCGCAGCAUCAAUCUCACACAUCCACUACGCUGCCUCCAUUUUCAAUUCUGCUCCAAACCCCAAUCUUUUCAUGUUCAACACUAUGCUAAGAGGAUAUUCUAUCAGCAACGCCCCUGCCAAGGCCUUGCCCCUUUUCAACCAACUUAGGAACCGCCCAAUUCUCAUUGACCGCUUCUCUUUCAUCACUGUCAUCAAGGCUUGUGCUAGGCUUUCCAACCUUGUCUUUGGGCGGGGCCUUCAUGGCCUUGCACUCAGGUCUGGAACUCUGCUUUUUCUUGAUUUCAGGAAUACCCUUUUGCAUUUCUACUGCGUUUCCAGGAGACUUGGAGAUGCUCACAACCUGUUUGAUGAAUUUCCCCAACGAAAUGACUUGGUCUCAUGGAACACUUUGAUGGCUGGCCACCUUCUUGCUUCUCAGCCUGAGCUGACCUUUCAUUUGUUUCGGAAGAUGCGUUGUUGCGGGGUUGAAGCGAGUGUUGCAACUGCAUUGAGUCUUUUGUCGGCAGCUGCUGAUAUGCAGAGUUUUCUUGGAGGCAAGUGUCUUCAUGGUUACUAUAUCCGACUUGGACUUAGUUCUAAUUUGAAUGUUCUUACUGCAUUGAUUGAUCUCUAUGCAAGAAUGGGUCGUAUCUUUUUGGCACAUCGAAUUUUUGAUGGUGUUGCUCAAAAGGAUGUUAUCCUGUGGAACUGCUUGAUUGGCAAGUAUGCAAGAAGUGGGCUGCUUGGAAAAGCAGUAAAAUUGCUGCAGCAAAUGAGUCUUGAAGGUUUUAAACCUAAUUCUUCUACUUUAGUUGGGUUGCUUUCGGGUUGCCCUGCUUCCGGAUCUAUGCAAGUAGUACGAUACGUUACCAGUUUUAUGGUAGAGGAGAAACUAGAGGUGGAUGCAGUUCUUGGAACAGCACUUGUUAAUGCAUAUGCCAAAUGUGGCUUUCUAGACGAAGCUACGGACAUAUUUGAGAGGAUGAAGGGUAAAGAUAUGAAAACAUGGACAACCAUGAUUUCAGGUCAUGGAAUUCAUGGCCAGCCGACUAAUGCUAUUAAGCUUUUCAACAGGAUGGAGAAUGAAGGGUUUAGACCAAAUGAGGUUACAUUCUUGGCAGUUCUCAGUGCUUGUAGCCAUGGAGGGCUUGUAAUUGAGGGGAUGGAAAUUUUUAAGAGCAUGGUUUGCAAAUAUGGCUUUUCACCACAAGUUGAACAUUAUGGAUCUCUCAUUGAUCUUCUAGGUCGAGCAGGGAUGCUACAUGAAGCGCACAAACUAAUUGAAAGCUUGCCUAUUAAGGGUGAUGCAACUGCAUGGCGUACAUUGCUUUCUGCUUGCCGAGUCUAUGGUGAUGUUAAAUUGGGGGAAUGUGUGAAAGACGUGCUUAGCAGCAUUUAUACAGAGCAUCCUACAGAUUCACUCCUGAUUUCUGGCAUUUACGUUACUUCUGGAAGAAUCUCAGAUCUAAUAAGAUUGCAAGAAUUGAAGCAAACUAAUGCUGUUACAGUUGAAACUGAUGGAGGAAAUAUGUUAAAGGAAGCUGGAGUCAGUAUAGUUGAAAUUGAUAAUCAGGGAUGAGGAUAUUGAUGGUUCAAGUAAAAUCAUUGGCUCUAACUCUAUCACGCAUUAGUGGUGGUCUCAAUACCUCGGGACAUGAUACAGUUUUGAUGUCAACACUCAAUUGCGCAAUAUGGCAUCUCUGCUUGUAUGGCAUGAUUCAUGUCCACCAAAUUAGAUAAUAUUGUAAUUUGCUCCUAGAGCACCAUACCGUCAAUAAACCCAACAAGGGUAAAGCAAGAAGAGGAUGUAAUAGCAGGGAUUCUUAUAUGGUCUUCUUAUUAUUAUUAAAUCUCAAAAAUACAUAAUAAUGCAAACUUGCACAGCUUCACUGGGAACAUCAUCUUCCAGUGGUAUUGCUUCAUCUGAUGAAGCCUCUGAGAGGAUCAAAUCAGGCUUCAUUCACUUCAAGAAAGAGAAAUGACGAAAACCUUGCUUUGUAUGUAAACUUGCCAAAGGACAAUCCCCCAAGAUACUUUUCUUUCUUUUUCUAAUAAUUUCAACUUUUUUUCUUUUAAUUAAUUUUUUUUCUAUUUUUGAUUUUUUGCUAAUGUCUGAUUUUGAUUUUUGAAUUUUAUUGUUUUUUUAAAGACAAGCUGAGGCGGAUGCUGAGAGGAUUGGUGUUGGUGUUACCAGCAAGGCACAGAGCAUCUUUGAUGCUUUGUCCAAAACGAUUUUCAAUCCUUCCUAUGUUGUUUUUCCUGCAUGACAUGAUUUUUAGGUGGAAACUGUGUUAGUUGAAUGCUCAAACUUUGCUACAUACUGAUGUAGUCUCGUAGAUGCGAGAAUUAUGCUUCAUGUGGUUUUGGCCAUGGCCCUAUGCCGAGUUGAUACUUUGUUGCUAGUUGGUUCUUCCACACUUUAAUGGGGCAGCACGUGUUUAUAGGCAAUACAUUAGACCUUUCUAUAUGAACCCACAACUUUCACACCUGCCGCAGAUGCCACGAACUUCUCACAUGUGGUAUGUUCAAAGAAAGAACAUAUUCAGCAAGCAACACGAUGUUUUGACUGUGGCUGAGAGAUACAUGGAAGAGCAUGGACAGAAGCCUUUGAAAGACUCAUAAGCAGGGUAACAAAUAUUUGCUAUGUUGUGCACACUACAUGAUUCACAACUUUCUCACCCUUUAGCUUAGAUUUAGCACUAUCUCUGUCAAAACUCAGACUUCACAGGGAGGAAGACGCUUACAGUGAUAAAAUAAUGUACUAUAUGUGUAAUAUUGCAUAUGGAGGUUGAUUGUCAAAUUCAGUUUUGGUUAUUCAAGCAUUUUGGAACAAUAGGCCACUAGAAAUUAUUGUAGUUAACGUAUCAUGUGCUAGAAUACUUGGCUUAGUUGGCUAACUUGAUUGUUUAUUUGAUUAUUAAAUAUAUUCUAAUUUUAGUUUCAUUUCAA
This is a messenger RNA of Arachis stenosperma, 3889 nucleotides long. RefSeq names its product pentatricopeptide repeat-containing protein At1g26900, mitochondrial-like. The transcript is spliced from 6 exons. Bases 810 to 2519 code for a protein of 569 amino acids. Gene Ontology annotation, molecular function: RNA binding; protein binding. Lineage: Eukaryota; Viridiplantae; Streptophyta; Magnoliopsida; Fabales; Fabaceae. The record is from RefSeq and is a predicted model, not a curated record. Gene Ontology annotation, biological process: RNA modification.